CUUCUCUCUCCAGCCAAACAGCCAAUCUUCCAUCCUCCAAAUUUCUUGAUACCCUUUGACUUCGGUCGUCCAUUCUUUUACAGAAUCAGCUAUUCAUCACCGCUCUUCAGCACCUCACAAACCCAACCCCCACCAACCUUCCCCAGUAAUCAAUAUUAUCAAGAUGCGUUUCUCCGUUAUCGCCGCUGCCGUCAUGGCCACCGCUGUCUCCGCAGGUGAAGCUGUUUACUACAGCACGACUAGCACAACCGUCGUUGACACCAUCACUUCCUGCGGACCUGAGGUAACCAACUGCCCGGCCAAGACCUACACCAGCACCCUUUCAAACGCCACCUCUUACCCAGUCUAUGCCAACACCUCUGCUCCCGUCACCACCUCCACCUAUGCUGCUGCACCAACAUACCCAGUGUACCCAGUUUCCUCCCCCGUCUCCCUGGCAACCAGCUACAUCACCACUUGCAUCCCAACUGUGAUCACCAAGGUGUACACCGUCACCCCAACUCCAGUUGCAUCCUCCACUGGAUACAUUUCAUAUGCUCAAAACGCCACCACCCCAUAUGCCACCUCAACCCCAUCACAAUACGCCACCGGUGCUGCAUCCAGCGUCGAGCGUUCAGUUGUUCUCGCAGCCGCUGCUGGUGUUGCCGCUUUCCUCUUCGCAUAAGUCAUUUGCAUUUGAAGCCUGAUUCAAUCGGCCUUCGAUUCAGGCUAUGGCUUUAUGACAGUGGUUCGAUCAAAAUAUUUGGAGCAUGAUUUGUGCGUCUAGAUUCGCAUUAUGUAAUUUCUUAAUCAUGGAGCACGGCUGGGCUGGCUUUGGCACACUUAGGGGCUGGAGUCAAGUAUCAUUAUCGAGCAAGACUUGUUGCAUAAGGGGUCGAUCCUCCGCCUUUGGGUAGCUUAGCGUUAAACGGUCCUCCGAAAUUCAAUUUCUGAAAAUAUUCAAUUC
Messenger RNA from Hyaloscypha bicolor E, 946 nucleotides. RefSeq lists its product as uncharacterized. The record is from RefSeq and is a predicted model, not a curated record. The coding region runs from base 164 to 664 and encodes 166 amino acids. The transcript has 3 exons. Lineage: Eukaryota; Fungi; Ascomycota; Leotiomycetes; Helotiales; Hyaloscyphaceae.